AUGGCUGCGACCGACGGUCAGAUCGUCGUCGCAGCGGCACGCUGGGCCGAGGAGGCGACGUACCUGCGUGAGUUCGUCUCCAAGUACCGUCUACCAGCCGUGAUCAAGAUCACGAAGGGCCAGUAUGGUGGUCUGGGCGUGCCGACUCUACCAGCACCCAGUUUGCAGAGCACCGCGUUGCUGAUAUCGGCCGGCCGUCGGCGUAAAAUCGUGGCGCAGGCGGUGAAGAUCAAGGAGGGCCGCCGGGUGGUCGGUGUGGGGCCCAGACUGGCGAUACCGGACUCAUACGCGGGCUACUUCGAGAUCCUAAGCGAGGAAGGCCGAGCGGUGCGCGGCAUCGAGUCGGUGAACGAGUUAUCGCGAAGAUGUCCGGAGGAGGGUGCUCUGGUGCGCGAGACCGUGCGCGGCAUCGCCUGUCGGGUGGACGACGAGUCAGGUAUCGUGGUACCGGAGGGUACGAGGACCCUCGCGGCCGGCGAGACGAUCGUUACUGCCGGUGAAGUGGCCUUACCCGGUCGCGGCCGGUUUUUGCGUUGCGUCGAUUGUCACGGCGACAGCGUUUUGCUUGGAAUGGAUCAACGUGGACGUUUCAGCGCCCUGGCUCGCGAGGACAACAUCAGCGGCGUGCACACCGCCAAGGCGCUCCUCAGUAAACGUCUGCCACUCACCGUGAGACUGGUACAUGGCCAACCGCCGCGAGGACUCAAGUCGUCGUCACAAUUUGUGCCCGAGUUGAGGCUGCUGUCGACUUUCGAGGAGGAGCACGUAUUCGCUUUGCCGCUGCAGAGGGAAGGUGCGGCUGUUGCGCUGCCGCUCGCGGCGCCGCUCAAGCUGGUGAAGGCGCGAAACGAGGAGGCACUCAGGUCGAUGCAGGAGUUCACGAGGUUGGUGGAACGCGCCUCCCGUCUGGUUGCCGAUGUGGCUGAUCGGGCGCAUGUGUUGGACGGUCGUCUGGGCGAGAGCAAGCCCUCCAGGCAGACGAGGAGUAGCUCAGGCUUCCUCAGAAGACCAUCGACAAACUCGGAUCACACACCAUUGAGCCAUCAUAGAAACAGCAGCGCUAGCCACCAUCAUCAUCAUCAUCACUAUCACAGCAACGGGCAUCAGCCGUCCUCCGGACAUUCUGGAUACCGAGAUGAGAACAGAGUACCACCGUCAUCAGCUUGUACGGAAGAGUACGACGAAAUCGAUCAGAUAUAUGAUUACGUGCGCGGCUUUGCGCCGUUGCCGAAGAGCGUCAGGUCGCCUUACGAGAGUCCUCUCGCCGCGGGCCAGGGAGGUUUGACUCCACCGUUGACGCCGGUAACGGUGACGAUCACGCCUUUAUUGGACGAUCGACCGGAACCACCACCGAUUGAGACGAUACCGACGAAGAAGAUUCAAGCGGAGAAGCGAACUAGACGUGCGGUCAAGGAAGCGCCGCAGCCGCGGGUGGAGAAGCCACCAUUGGCGAAGCUCUAUGUGAAGAACAGCGGCACUCAGCGCGGGCGACCGCUAAUGAGGCAGAAGAGCGCAUCGCCCUUGAAAGAAACGCCGCCGGGUUACAAGGGUGGUUCGCCGCUCUUCAACAUACGUUACAAGAGUCUGACGAAUCUUCAACAGGCCAUGGAGCUCGAUGGCACGCUGGACUCCAGUCACUCGGGCGGAAGAACAUCGGGAGAUUCCGGCGCGGGUGCCAAGCUGCCAGAGAAAAGAUCGAGACGUUUAAGCAGGCCACGAUCGCUGACGAAUUUAGUCUGGGAGUUACGAGGUGGAAGCGGCCUCGGCUGCACGAGACCUGAGACUCCGCCGCCCGCCACGACUGCACCGCUGCCACCAACUAAAUGUGGGCCUCGUCUGGCUGUCACUGUCGUGGCACCGCGACGUGUCGGCACGCUCUACCUCUAACUCAUUCGACCGACGAAGGGCUGAAGAAGGCAAAGAGCGGUUCAGAUGAAGAGCCGUAUAUCACCGGCGUCAUUCAACUAAUCAAAAUUCGCAACAGGAGCUCAAGGGAGAAGAAUAGAAGGACGGGAUAUAUUUCUGUCAGCGAUUCCGUCAUUCUUUCAGCAUUAAUAUAUCGCAGCUGCGAAAGCCAUUCAAACUUGUCCGACAUACAAAUGCAUGUGUACACCCUCUAUACAUACAUACAUACACACAUAAACAUACGUAUACACAAACACGACACACAUAAAAGACCCAAAAGCCUGAUCAACGCUGCGUACUUCCUGUGAUUGUCGAUUAACGAUAAGUGGAAUAAUCAAAAAUAGCGACGCAGCGGAAGAGGAUAUGUUCAGGUCACGAAAAGAGAAGUGAAUUAUCAGAAUGCUCUUGUAGAGAAAGGCGACGCCGUGUUAUAAAGAGUAUCAAGAUCAGUAUCGAAACGCGACGAAGCAAUGUAGUGGAAGCUGAUACUUUGUAAGAUCCCAAGUAACAAUGAUCUUCCGGUAUGUAGGUAUAAUACACUUAAUCUAUUCCAUAUAAAACAGAUUUGUUCAUAAAUCUUUCAAGUAUAUAAAAUGGC
Messenger RNA from Atta colombica, 2503 nucleotides. RefSeq lists its product as uncharacterized. The record is from RefSeq and is a predicted model, not a curated record. Bases 1 to 1887 code for a protein of 628 amino acids. Lineage: Eukaryota; Metazoa; Arthropoda; Insecta; Hymenoptera; Formicidae. The transcript has 3 exons.